AUGUUCAAGAAGCUGCUCGGUCGGAAGAAGACCAACGGAGACGCCGUCACUGACCACCCCGAGUCCGCGCCCACGCCCGACAUGUCGGCCGUCUUGAAUCCGUCCGAGCUGAAUCCCGACCGCGCGGCCUUCCUCCAUGGCAAGCUCACCAUCUGCAUCCUCGAGGCCCGCAACGUCGAGGGCCGCAGCGCAGGCUUCCUGGGCAAGAUCGAGCGCGUCGUCACCAGCUCCAUGGACGGCGUCGACCCCUACUGCUCCGUCAAGCUCGGCUACAACAAGAUCUUGCAGACUCCCGUCAUCCAAAACUCGGCCAGCCCCGUCUGGAACGUCUCCACUACCUUCGAUGUCGCCCAUGAUAUAGACGCCCUCGAGUUUCGCAUCAAGGCCGCCAAGCGCGGCGGCCCGCUCUCGCUCAUCUCCAAGGUUAAGCAUCUCUCCAUGCUUUCCAUCCCGGCCGCUGAGAUUGUCGAGAAGCGUACCAUGUCGGGUUGGUUUCCCUUGGGUGUCUAUCAACGUGAGGUCGUCGCAGAGGGGGGCGCCGGCGAUGAGGAUUCUAGCGAUUCUGACAUCGAUCCAGAUGACGUUCCCGAAGGUUCUUUGGGCGAUUUGCGCAUCGAACUCAUAUAUACUCCGGUCGCUCACUUGCCUGACUUGGCCCAAGUCGCCGUUCCCGACACCUAUUUUCCGGUUCGGAAGGGCAUCGACGUCACCAUGUAUCAGGACGCCGAUUGCAUUCCUGGCCAUCUCCCACAGAUCCCAUUCCGCCCGCAAUUUCAGCAUUCGAGGUGCUGGGUCCAACUCGCAAAGGCCAUCAUGUCCUCUACAGAGUUGAUCUAUAUCACCGGAUGGGCCGUCUGGCCUGAGCUCGUCAUGGUCCGCACGGACUGUGAAGGCGAUGAGUGGAAGGGUCUCACCUUGGGCGACAUGCUCAAGCAGAAAGCUCAGGAGGGUGUCAAGGUUCUUGUCAUGGUUUGGGAUGAACUUGCUAGUGGUAUGUUCUCAAAGGGCCUUAUGGGCACGCACGAUGAAGAAAUUAUUCCCUACUUCAAAAAGACAAAAGUUAAGUGCAUCAAGGUUGGCCGUCAGAAUGCCAAGGAUGGUCCAUUUUCCGACCUCAAUGACUCCAUUUUGUUCACACAUCAUCAGAAGACCGUCGUCGUCACAAGACGCGAUAAUGAAACAGGCAAGAAUCGCGUCGAGGCAUUUGUUGGAGGUCUCGAUCUCACCGAUGGUCGUUACGACAAUGGCACUCAUAGCUUGUUCAGGACUCUGGAUGGUCAUCAUGCACUUCCUGACUUUUGGCAAGCCUGCGCCCUCGGUACUGCCCCAGAAUCUGGCCCUAGAGAGCCCUGGCAUGAUAUCCACAGUCACAUCACCGGCACGGCAGCUUGGGACGUCAUGACCAAUUUUGAGGGUCGUUGGGGUCGUCAGGCCCCAGACAAUGUAAAGGGCAUGCUCCAUACUCAUCCUGCAGACACCUUUGUCCAGCCGAGUGAAGAGGAUGAGAUCCGAGAUGGCGAUUGGAACUUGCAAGUUUUGCGAAGCAUCAACGAAUCAUCCACUACGCUCAGCCCGGAUAGACCUGGUCUUUACGUCCGAAGGAAUGCCUCGAUUGACCAAAGCAUUCAUCAAGCCUAUGUCCACAACAUUCGCAGCGCCAAGCAUUUCAUUUUCCUCGAAAACCAAUACUUUCUGGGAUCAAGCCAUCUUUGGGAUUCUGGCCAACGAGGUGGUUUUGCGUCCAACCUUAUCGCCAUUGAACUGGCAGAAAAGAUCUGUGCCAAGAUCCGUGCCAAUGAACGAUUUGCCGUAUACGUCAACAUUCCGCUGUUUCCCGAGGGACCACCUGACUCGGGCGCCGUCCAAGAAAUCUUGUCUCAUCAACGGAAGACCGUCAACUUGAUUACAUCAAGGAUUGCCAAAGCUAUCGCGGAAACGAAUAGUGAUACAUCCAUUUCAGACUGGUUCAACAUGUUUUGCCUUGUCAACCGGGAGUCCGAGGAAGGCGGCCAAGGGAACGGCGGAACUACUCCAAUGGAAAAGACGCUAUCCCAGUCGCGUCGCUUUAUGAUUUACCUUCAUAGCAAGUUUGCAAUUUUUGAUGACACAGUCGCUAUCAUUGGAUCUGCCAACAUCAAUUCUAGGUCUCUGGAUGGUUCUCGCGACACGGAGAUAGCGAUCAUGGCAUGGCAAGAGGAGCAUGUGGCGACUGGUUCUAUUGGAUUCAGUGAUACUGGGCGACAAGAGGACUCAUAUCCGCAAGGCGAUGUGGCGGCGUUUAGAGCGAGUGUCUUCUGCGAGCAUCUGGGUGACUACUACCCCGAGUUUGAAGAGCCGUCUUCACUCGGCUGUGUUCACAGAGUGAGGAAGCUUGCAGAACGAAACUGGCAUCAUUUCUCGGAUGAUGACAUGACGGAAGUGCAAGACAUGCCCUACGGGCAUCUUUCGUUGUACCCCUAUGAAUUUGAUGACCGAACGGGAGAAGUCUCAGCGAAGAGAGAGUUUAUGCCCGACUUCCCGGCCGCCCUCGUCAAGGGUAAGGCUACUCCAGGCAUCCCCAAUAUGUUGACCGGAUAAAGAGAGUUCAUGUAGUGUGGGGCCAAAGACAUAUCUUGCUGCGAAAACUGGUCCUCAGCCUUGUCGUGACGGCAAUGCGGUCGACGUUGAGUAAUUAAUGGGCAUCCGAAAACGGGCUCUCCUUGGCUGUGCACUUUCUAGCCACUUUCAUUUGCUUUUAGGUGACACCUGGCCCUACUUUUUAUUAAUAAAAUGGCCCCAAACCAAAA
This is a messenger RNA of Chondrus crispus (carragheen), 2786 nucleotides long. RefSeq lists its product as hypothetical. Gene Ontology annotation, cellular component: plasma membrane. Gene Ontology annotation, molecular function: D-type glycerophospholipase activity. The coding region runs from base 1 to 2577 and encodes 858 amino acids. Gene Ontology annotation, biological process: phospholipid catabolic process. Lineage: Eukaryota; Rhodophyta; Florideophyceae; Gigartinales; Gigartinaceae. The record is from RefSeq and is a predicted model, not a curated record. The transcript has 2 exons.